Penicillium brevicompactum is the source of this 1278-nucleotide messenger RNA. RefSeq lists its product as uncharacterized. The coding region runs from base 1 to 1278 and encodes 425 amino acids. Lineage: Eukaryota; Fungi; Ascomycota; Eurotiomycetes; Eurotiales; Aspergillaceae. Gene Ontology annotation, cellular component: fungal-type vacuole membrane. Gene Ontology annotation, biological process: transmembrane transport. The record is from RefSeq and is a predicted model, not a curated record. The transcript has 3 exons. Gene Ontology annotation, molecular function: transmembrane transporter activity.
AUGGAAGACAAGAAUCCGAGUCAACAUGUGAACCCUGAGCCCAAUACACAAACACCCACCCAUACUCAUGAAUACAGCCGCCAAAUCAUCAUCGUCAUCUCGGGUUUCAUAACAAUGUUCAUGACCUGCGCUAUAAUAUUCGCCUAUGGUGUUUAUCAAGCAAUCUAUGAAGAAAUGGCCUCCGCCCCAAACACGCCUUUCACAGGAACAAGCUCCUCGAUAAUCAGUCUAAUAGGAACGGUCUCCAUGGCCACAAUGUCCAUGGGCGGUCCCUUCAUAAUGACCUGGGCAAAGCUAUACGGUCCUCAAACCGUGAUCAUGGCAGGUGGUCUAGUAUUCGCUCUAGGCUGCAUCCUCGCAAGUCUCAGCCAGCAGGUCUGGCAAUUUGCGCUGACACAAGGUCUCCUCGUUGGGCUGGGGACGUGUAUGGCAUAUGUGCCUACUAUGUCCGUGGCACCAGGAUGGUUCGACAAGCGCCGCGGUCUUGCGAUGGGAAUCGUGAUUUCAGGUUCUGCAUGCGGAGGCAUGGUGUGGCCGCCUGUUCUGCGGGCGAUCACCUCUGCGGUUGGGUUUCGAAAUGCGCUGAGAAUCUCAGGGUGCGUUGUUGCGGUGUUCGUGCCUAUUGCUGGGUUUGCGUUGCGCUGGGAGCCGCAGUUUGGCGAGAUGGUCGAACGCCAGACGGCUGGAUUAUCUCGGUGGACGGGGUGGGCGAGGGCGCCUCUGGUCAACAUGGAAGUUGUCAAGUCCAAGAAGUUUAUUGCACAGGCACUUGGAUGUUUCUUACAGUCUGCGGGAUAUGCAACGCCGUUGUUCUUCUAUGCAGCUUAUGCCAGGUCUUUGGGGUAUAGUGUUGUGCAAGCGGAUGAUUUCAUCACGAUCAGCAAUGCGGCAAACUUCGUUUCCAGGAUUGGAAUCGGAUAUGCGGCUGAUAAAAUUGGGAGGCUCAAUGUGCUUUUCUUGACGACUGUGUUGAGUAGCGUGGCUGUGUUUGGAUUUUGGCUGCCAUCGACUUUGGGGGGUGCAAAUGCGUUGUUCAUCAUUUUUGCCAUUCUGUACGGCUGCUUUGGAAGUGCUUACAUCUCACUGUUUCCUGCAAGCCUGAUCGAGCUGUUUGGUCAACACUUUACUUCAGUCAAUGGGGCACUGUAUUUUAUUCGAGGUAUUGGCGCUUUGCUGGGAACGCCGUUGACGAGUCUUCUGCUUCCUGGGGCGAGCAUUGCCACGCUGUGGGUUAGAAUUGAGGGUCGUUCUGGGACAAAGUGGACUUGGAAGCUGUGA